This is a messenger RNA of Trichoplusia ni (cabbage looper), 1774 nucleotides long. It is a transcript of the gene fy, whose product is annotated as protein fuzzy homolog. The record is from RefSeq and is a predicted model, not a curated record. The transcript has 8 exons. Lineage: Eukaryota; Metazoa; Arthropoda; Insecta; Lepidoptera; Noctuidae. The coding region runs from base 468 to 1706 and encodes 412 amino acids. Gene Ontology annotation, biological process: non-motile cilium assembly; vesicle-mediated transport.
AUAACAUGUCAAAGAAGUAAACACGCAUAAAGUUCUACAUGCAUUGUUAUGAUAUUUAGUAGUCAUGUUAUUAAGAUGACGGCUUGUACACAUUCUAAUAACAACCAUCAAGGAGAUUGUGCUUAGAGUUAAAAUUUGUAAAUAAUAGGUUCCCUUGAAAGUUGCAUUAUUUCCAAUUCACAACUUGAAAAGUAAUAUGUAAUCUAUGGUUAAAACUGUCAAAUGUCAGAUGGUCGGAAACUGGAAGCUGCCAGAACAGAAACUUUAAAACUUCUUCUUUUCACAGAAGUUUACACGAAAGUUAAAUUAAAUAAGCAUCAAAUAUACUUUUAUAAGAUUAUAAUACAAUUUGUAGGUAUAAAUUGUGACGCAGCCCAACUCACGAAAUGUGUACUUCAAAAAGUUUGUAAACAACUUGAGAAGUUUUCUUCUUUUAUUUGUUUGUAAACAAAAAAUCGAUUAAAACUAUGUCGGUUAUUGUUAUCGCAGUAGCCACUGAAAGUGGUGUGCCAAUAUUUUCAAGGAAACGGGGUAAUAAUGAAAGUGUGCAAUUCUCCACCAUAGCAUCUCUCCAUGGCAUUAAUAUGUUCAGUAAAUGCCACAACUUGUCUUUGAUAGAAACACAAGUUGACAAUGGAUCUAUAUUGUGGAAGGAGUAUUGUAAAAGGUUUAUUUUUAGUGUCACAUUAAUUGGAAUCGCAACCGGUGGCCUGGAGUGUGAUCUAGAGCUCCUCUUGUCCAGUGUAAAUGAUGCUAUGAUAUUUUGUGUAGGAAAAAAAGAAUUGGAAAAUCUCAAGAACAUAGAUCAAAUAAAAAGAGAUUUGAGGCAGUGUUACCCAAUCUUAGAUUACCUGUUGGAGUCUUUGGACCCAAAUGCAGUGUCAAGCCCUCUUCCUACUUUACUACUGGAUUUAAUACAGAGUAUUUUGUGCCCACAAGCACAUCAAUUGCAGCAAGCUCUAGACAACUACGCUGAAAGUGUCACUGGCAGAUGGGCAUGUCUGAUUAUUCAUGGGCAUUUAGUUGCAACCAGUUCUGACUUCUGCGAACUGGACCCUAGAGAAGCUAGAUUAAUGUUACUACUUGCUGCCGCCCAAGAUGGUGCCCCUCUAAGAGAUACACCUGUUUAUUUUCCACAGAUGAGCCCUAAUGUAGCAUUCAGAGCAGUGACAUGUAAACUAUUAGCCGAUGUUUACAUUUUAGUAGUAUGUGGAGCAACACCAGCGUUAUCACAGAUAGACGAAAUUGUCCUGCAAUGUUGGGAAGGUUAUGCUUCAAUUAUAAAAGAGGCAAAAUUGGGCUUCCCACGAAACUUCCCGAUGAGUAUCACAUUUGAGCCUUGUGUUUUAGGAGUGCUAAUAGUGAACAUAAACAAAAGGCGAUGUGUAUUUUCGCGCCACUUACACCCUUCGAACCAGAAAGGCCGAGGAAUGUCAGGUGCUCAUAGAAUGGAUAUCUUAAGGACUUUCUAUAUCACCACUGCAAGAGAAUUGGCACCAGAACUAAAACAUAAAGGACCAAGCAAUGGCAUUGAGAACAUGACUGAAACAUAUUGGUGUUCGGAAUAUCACAAGUGUCACGCGCAGAGACUAGGGAACAUUCUAUGCUGCGGGCUUUACGCUUCAUCGGUUCAACUACACACAAUAAGAUUAAUAACAAAUCAAAUACUGCAAGAUUUAAACACAAAUAAAGAUGUUUACUGGUGAUGUAAACAACAUAAAUCAAAAAACCUUUUAUAUUUAAAAUAAAAAUGAUAUUUACAUGAUUACUUAAA